Cicer arietinum (chickpea) is the source of this 1903-nucleotide messenger RNA. Its product is annotated as putative pectinesterase/pectinesterase inhibitor 24. Gene Ontology annotation, molecular function: enzyme inhibitor activity; pectinesterase activity. Gene Ontology annotation, biological process: cell wall modification. The record is from RefSeq and is a predicted model, not a curated record. NCBI's taxonomy places the organism in Eukaryota, Viridiplantae, Streptophyta, Magnoliopsida, Fabales, Fabaceae.
UUACGCUCUACCAAACAUCAAACACAUACACAAUAUAUACUUUGAUCACAAACCUUAAAGUGUCGCAAAAACAUUAUUACCACAAAAAUAAAUUUCACAAACACAUAUCAUCAUCAUAAUUAUUCUUAACCAUGUCUUCCUUUAAGGCCUAUGGUAAAGUCGAUGAAUACCAGCAAGCCAUGUUCGAAGUUCGAAGAAAAUCCCGAAAGCGAAUAAUAAUCAUAAGCUUAUCCACAAUUGUUCUAAUUGGUAUUGUAUUCGCUGCGGUUUUUGGAACCGUUGCUCGUACCAACGGUCAUAACAAUAACAACAACGACAACAAUGCGCAAUCUCUUUCGAGUUCCGUGAAGGCGGUUUGUGAUGUGACAUUGUACCCGGAUUCUUGUUAUAGUAGUCUUAAUCCUCUUGUUAAGUCGGGUCGGAUUCGACCCGAGGACCUCUCCAAGUUGUCAAUUCAAGUGGCACUAAAUGAGGUUUCGAAAGGUGUCCGAUAUUUUUCGGAGAAGGGAGGUUUUAAUGAAUUGAACUUGAAUGUUGAUAAAAGAACAAAGGAAGCUUUGAUGAAUUGUAAGGAUCUUUUGGGUCUUGCUGUUGAUCAUUUGAAUGACUCUUUGGCUUAUGGGGGAAAGUCUUCUUUGCUUGAUGCUUUGGAGGACCUUGAAACUUGGUUGAGUGCUUCAGGUACUUACCAACAAACAUGCAUCGAUGGCAUUGAGGAGGCAGAUAAAGCAUUAAAAUCCAGCAUCACAAACAAUCUAAAAGACUCUACACAACUCACAAGCAACAGUCUUGCCAUCAUCACAUGGCUCAACAAAGCUACAACUUCAGUGAACUUUAGACGCUUAUUGAGUUCAUCUAAUCAAAACGAAGAACCAAAAUGGCUUGAUCCAAAAGUGAGAAAACUACUUAAAAAAAGUGAUAAUAUAAAACCUGACAUAGUUGUGGCAAAAGAUGGAAGUGGAAAAUACAGCACAAUUUCAGAUGCAUUGGAACAUGUCCCUAAUAAAAGUGACAAGAGGACUGUGAUCUAUGUGAAGAAGGGAACUUAUUUGGAAAAUGUUAGAGUUGAGAAGACCAAAUGGAAUGUCAUGAUCAUUGGUGAUGGUAUGAAUGUUACAAUUGUGUCUGGUAGUCUUAACUUUGUGGAUGGUACACCAACAUUUUCAUCAGCAACAUUUGCUGUUUUUGGGAAGAAUUUCAUUGCAAGGGAUAUAGGCUUUAAAAACACAGCAGGUCCAGAAAAGCACCAAGCAGUUGCACUAAUGACAAGUGCAGAUCAAGCAGUAUUCUACAGAUGUUCAAUGGAUGCAUAUCAAGACACACUCUACGCUCAUUCGAAUCGUCAAUUUUAUAGAGAAUGUAAAAUAUACGGAACAGUCGAUUUCAUUUUCGGAAACUCGGCUGUAGUUUUACAAAACUGCAACAUUUUACCAAGAGUACCAAUGCAAGGACAACAGAACACAAUAACAGCACAAGGCAAAUCUGAUCCAAACAUGAACACAGGAAUUUCAAUACAAAAUUGCAAUGUUUCACCCUUUGGAGACUUGAGUUCAGUACAAACUUACCUAGGAAGACCUUGGAAGAAUUACUCAACAACUGUUUUUAUGAAAUGUAACUUGGAUGGUUUUGUUAAUCCAAACGGGUGGUUACCUUGGGUAGGAAACUCUGCACCUGAUACAAUAUUUUAUGCUGAAUUUGAGAAUGUUGGUAAUGGUGCUUCAACAAAGAAUAGGGUUAAUUGGAAAGGUCUGAAAAAAAUUACAAGUAAACAAGCUAAAAAGUUUACAGUUCAGGCUUUUCUUUCUGGUGAUAAAUGGAUUCCUUCUUCUGCUGUACCUUUCAAAUCUUCUUUGUAAGAAUUUUAAUACAUAUAUACAAACUUUGUCCUAUUGGAAUUUUUUUA